Molecule: messenger RNA, 3627 nt
Organism: Myripristis murdjan (pinecone soldierfish)
Lineage: Eukaryota; Metazoa; Chordata; Actinopteri; Holocentriformes; Holocentridae
Product: angiomotin-like 2a
Exons: 11
Coding region: 234-2363 (709 amino acids)
Biological process (GO): actin cytoskeleton organization; establishment of cell polarity involved in ameboidal cell migration; hippo signaling
Cellular component (GO): cytoplasmic vesicle; plasma membrane; bicellular tight junction
Source: RefSeq, a predicted model, not a curated record
ACCAUUUGAGAGCAAGCAAGGACCGCAGCCGCUCGUCGGGGGAAAUGCCGAGACACAUUUAAAAACGAGAAACUUGUGGAAAUAGCGGAUUACUCUGAAAUUAUUCCGACUUGAAGAGAGACGUUUCGCUACAAUGAGAGCGUAAACUGGUUCACAGCUGAUUUGCAAAUAUUUUUCAAUUGAUAAACAGCUCAUCUGGUCACCAGAGAGAAUAACAACGUCCACAAACCAAUAUGUCGUCCAGUGAAGAGCCGUCUGGCACGGUCCUGCACCGGCUCAUCCAGGAGCAGCUUCGCUAUGGAAACCCCACAGACACUCGCACCUUACUGGCCAUCCAGCAGCAGGCCCUGCGCGGAGGCAGUGGAAGUAACAGUGGGCCCAGCAGUGGAGGAGACGCAGCCAGAAGCCCCCGCUCUUCCUUGGAAAGCCUCACCCAGGAGGAUACUCAGUUCCCACAGCUCUCCGCCAGGCAGGAGCCCCAGGGCCAGGAGCACCAGGGAGACUACCAGCACUCAGAAAGCAGCUACCAGCUCUACCAGCUGCACGGGGAGGAGCUGCCAACCUAUGAACAGGCCAAAGCACACUCUCAGUACCUGGCCUCUCACUGGGCCCCUACUGCACAGGUGACCACAGGCCCCAUCAAGCAGCUCCAUGAGGGAGCCCUCUUGAAUGAGGGAGUCUUCCAUGAGGAGGCAGAUCUGAUAGAGGUGAAGCGCGGCCAUGUGCGGUCGCUCAGCGAGCGCCUCAUGCAGAUGUCUCUGGAGAGGAACGAUGCAGGAGCCAAAGCCGAGGCCAUCAAGAGCUCCUCUCACAGCUACCCAGAGCUGGCUUACUACUCCCCACAAGGCCUGCAGAGCACGGGACUGAGCCAGGACAAGCGCAGCCCGCCACCAGAGUACUCAGCCCCCAUUCAGGGCCAAGGAUUUAUCCCUCACCAGGUCCAGGAGCCACUGCAGGCGCAACAGCACAGAUAUGCCCAGUCUGGCCAGUCACCUGAGGUAUCCUGCUACAGCACGUUCACCAACCUGCCCCCUGCUGGCCUGGAGGAGCCCAACCAGAUGGAGCUGCUGUUGAUGGAGAAUGAGAGAUUGCGACAGGAACUAGAAGCACACAGGGAGAAAACCGGCCGCAUCCAGAAGUUGGAGCAGGAGAUCCAGCGGAUUUCUGAGGCCUACGAGACACUGAUGCAGGGCAGCAGUAAGAGAGAGAACCUGGAGCAGACCCUGAGGAAGAGGCUGGUGGCUGAGAUCAGGAGGCUGCAGGACUUCAACAGAGACCUGAGAGAAAACCUAGAAAAUGCCAGAACACAUGUAGCAAAAGAAGUGGAGGCUGCGGACCACAACCAGCACAUUAUGGCUAAACUCCUUGAACAAAAUGAGGAGCAGAACUUCGAGCGGGAGCGUGUAGAGCGCGAGUUGCAGCGCCUGCGGGCCACAGCAGAGGAGCAGGGCCUCAGGGCAGAGCAGCUGGAGGAGGCCCUGGAAGCAGCUCGCGGUCGUGGUCGUCAGCUUGAGGAGGAGCUGAGGAGAAAGAGGGCUUAUGUGGAGAAGGUUGAACGGCUCCAGAGCGCCCUGGCCCAGCUCCAGGCCACCUGUGAGAAGAGAGAGAGCCUGGAGAUGAGGCUGAGAACAAGGCUAGAGCAGGAGCUGAGGAGUCUGAGGGCGCAGCAGAGGCAGUCCCAGCCACCAGGAGUGACAGUGAGCUCCCUCCAUGAACGUCUGCGAGAGCGUGAGGAGCGCAUCUUGGCCCUUGAGGCUGACAUGGUGCGCUGGGAGCAGAAGUACCUCGAGGAGAGCACCAUGAGGCAGUUUGCCAUGGAGGUGGCUGCCACUGCCGCUGCCCAGAGAGAUACCACCAUCAUAAACCAUUCCCCCUGCCACUCCUCCAACAACAGCUUCAAUGAGGACCUGCCAGCUGCUGACUACAGGAAUCAAGAGAUGGAGAACAGGAUCCGUGCUCUUUAUGCUCAGAUCUUGGAGAAAGAUGCUGUGAUCAAGAUUCUCCAACAGCGGCUGCACCAGGACCAAGGGAGGAAGGAUGGGCAGUGCCCCCGCACAAACCUCCUGAAGAGCACAGGGCCGCCUCUCCGACCAGCCUCCUCCACUCCCUCCAUCAACACUGCCAAGUGCACAACCAAGAGCAGAGGUAAAAGUCUUUCAGAUGAUCAAACGAUGCCAACCCGCCAGUUCUCUGCUCAGUCCGAACCUGGAACACUAAACCGGCAGGAGGAAGGAACCAAGACCAAGGAGUCUGCCAGUGCAACUAUGUUCAACAGUGACAAGGCAGCGCCUAAGAAGUUGCUAUUAAAUCCCUUCAGAGGGCUGGACGACUUGGAGUCUGAGGCAGUGGAAAUCUUCAUUUAAAUAACUGAGAGAUGGACUCUGGAUGUGAAAGAAAAGUAUCAAGAGUAUAGCAUCUCAGAAGCUGUGCGGAGUGCAAGUUGAUGUCAUUGACUUAAAGAAUGGAAAAAUAAGGGAUGCACGAGGCAGGAAUGUUGCAGAAAGAGUGGGCAAUGUGUGAAAAAUGGACUGCUUUCACAUUUUUGAGACAGAGCUGUGCUCUGCCUCAGUCUCUCUCACCCAGCUGGGCAGCUGCAGGCUGGCUGUCUGGCUGGGAGAGAAAAUGUGAAUCUUUUGAGGUACUUUGACAGUAUUGUGGAUUGUAACAGGGCAACAUGUUCUCAGAGAGUGUAUGCCAAAAUAUUUAUAUAAUUGCUGCUUUUUUUCCUCAUUUAUUAUUCCCCUUUCCUUCUCCCAAUCCAAGGAAUCAAGAAGCUUCACAUUUAUCUAAUCUUGUUUCCACAUUCCCCAAAUAUUAACUAAAGCCUCAAGCUCUUCUAGAUAAAUAUUCAAGACAAGGUUAUCUUUGUGCAUUCCCCUCCCCUCCAAAAAUGUGGCGUUAAUCUGAGUAAGAUCAUUCUGAUUACCCGGAACUUGUCUGUUGGGAAGAUACCCCUAUGCUGAAUUAAUCUGAACUCCCUAAAAAUACAAGAUACUGUUGACUCACUGGCCAUAUUCCCUGAGCCCCAGUAGCUGGCUCUAUCAAGGCUUAGCAAUAUGUGGACAGUGACAUGCAGAGUAAACACAAGACAAAAUGGUGUUUUAUUGCCAAACUGACAGACCUGGUGUCGUUUUUCAAUUUGGGAGGGUCAUGCAUCACCGUGUUGAUUUCAUCAUAUGUUUUUCUGAUUAUAUUUUCCUUCUUGGAAUAUGUUUGCAUGUGCGCGUGUGCGAGUGUGUUUCCUGAUAUGGUGGAUCUGCUGGUUUGGUCACCAUGGGGGAUAAAAGUUGAAAACUACAUUGUUUUGGUUUUUUGUUUACUGUGAGCUUUGAACUAACACAACAAGUUAAUUAUUAUUAUUAUUAUUAUUAUUAUUAUUAUUAUUAUUAUUAUAUAUUUUAUACAGAUGUUUGUAAUAUUUUAGAUAUAAUAGAGCUUUGAGCAGGAUGCCAAAGAUUUUAUGUAUGUUCGUUAUAAGUUAUGUGCAGACAAUCACGGUCAUGUCAAGCUGUAUCCCAACCAAGUGUUGACUUAAAGAGACAUUUCUGUGAACUUCUAACCAUAUGAAGGUUUUUAAAUUGAAUUCAUGCAACAUUUCAUAAACCAUUAAAAUAUUCUAAUAUAUAA